UCAGUGGACCUCCUUACAUUAGAUGUGCCCAUCAGAGUGCUCCUUUACAUCAGUUGUCCCCAUCAGAGUGCCCCUUUACAUCAGGUAUUCCUGUCAGAGUGCCCCCUUACACUCAAAGUACCCCUUUCCAUCAUAUUUCCCUAUCAGACUGCCCCUUUCCAUCAGAUGUGCCAAUCAGACUGCCCCUUUUCAUCACAUGUGCCCAUCAGAGUGCCCCUUUCCACAGUAUAUGCCCAUUUGUGCCCCCUUAACAUAAAAGAUGCCCAUCAGAGUGCUCCUUAACAUAAAAUGUGCCUUUCAGAGUGCCCCUUAACA
Messenger RNA from Staurois parvus, 315 nucleotides. The record is from the annotation of a GenBank genome assembly. Lineage: Eukaryota; Metazoa; Chordata; Amphibia; Anura; Ranidae.